AUGCUUUGUCUUUCAUUUAUAAUUUCUCUGCUCAUGAUUCCCGGCAUUUGCAGCCAGAAAUGGGAUGUUCAGUACUCAAAAAUGGCAAUAUGUGCUUUAAAGGGUUCAACAAUACAAUUAACAGGCAGAUAUAAACACCCAGAGGGUCUCACUGUGACAGAGAUAUUUUGGAUUGUAAACCCAAAAAGAGGGGAAGUCAUCAAUCUGCUAAAUCAUCCAGAUUACACAGGCAGAGUUGAGUACUUUCAUAAAGACAACAUUUUUUUUCUCAAGCUCAGUAAUGUAAGACAUGAAGAUGAAGGACAGUACUGCAUCAGAAUUGAGACAAAUGAUGAAAAACAGCAAUAUCUGGGUUAUCCUGGGACUGAGCUCACAGUGACAGAUCUCAGAGUGGAGACUCCUGAAGAGGUUGUUGAAGGAGAUUCUCCAGUCUUAACUUGUAAAAGCUCCUGCAAUCUCGGCAGCACAAACUUCAGCUGGUAUAGAAACGGCGAGUCUUUCCCAGAAUCGGAGCGUCAGAAUCAGCUGAUUCUGAAGUCGGUCAGCAGAGGAGAUGCUGGAAGCUACAGCUGUGCAGUGAGAGAUCCCAAACAUCUGCCGUCUCCUGCUCUCACGCUCAACAUCAGAUAUCCUCCAAAGAGCGUCUCAGUGUCCGUGAGUGGAUCUGCUGUAAUAGUGUCUGGAGAUUCAGUGACUCUGAGCUGCAGCAGCGACUCAAACCCUCCUGCUGUGGACUUCAGGUGGUUUAAAGACAAUCAAAGCUCAGCUGUUGGAUCUGGACAGAGUUUCAGUAUCUCCAGCUUUAACUCCAGUCACAGUGGACGAUAUUACUGUGAGGCUGAGAAUAAAUAUGGCUCUCAGAGAUCAGAGUCUGUUUCAGUCAUUGUUAAAGAAAGCAGCUCAUCAUGGAUCUCGAUCACAGCAGGAAUCGCUGCAUCUGCUUUUGUGUUCGUUUUUAUUGUCAUCAUAAGGAAGCGAGUGACUCAGUCAGACGAGCAAAACCACAGAGGAUCACAACAACAACACUGUGCGGUGGAGUCUCCCGAAGACCCCUACAUGGCCCUUGACCCCAAUUCCAGAUGCUCUGAGUACGACACACUGAAUAAUUUGAAGAGAUCCAGUGAAAACACAGACGACCGUGAAGAUGAUGGUUGCACAUAUUAUAAUAUUGAUCAAUGAUUUAUUCAAUUUAAAUUAUUUGUUAUGAUUUACUUUCCCUAAAAGAUUUCCUUGAUGCUGUUUUAACAAGUCUUUUUUUUUUUUAAAAAGUAGGGUAUCUUUAAUUUCCUGUUCAGUAGCCUAAGGUAAACCAAAGGCAGAAUAGAGUGGAGGAACUAUCAAUUUGUAUGCAAAAACCCGGAAGCUAGUUAGCAUUUUAGCAGUUCCGGUUCCCUCAUCCCAAAGUCAAUGGGUUUUUAAAUGGCAUUUCAGUUAAAUCUCUUAAAUAAGGUCUGUGGCUAACACAAACUCAAGAUACUUUCACAUUUAAUUCUACAACAUAAAACACAUCAGUUACAUCACACUCUUGAUGUUUUUAAUCGGUUACGCUUCUUUAAAAGACGGUUGCUAUCAAGUUGCCACUGAGUGGUAUGGUACGGUACGGUUUGGUACGCUUUUAUGGCCGUUUCCACUGUUAAAAGUCAUACCGAACCGUACCGUACCACUUUUUCGGCACCCUUUCGAAAGGGUACCAAACACGAGAAAGGGUACCAAAAGGCGGAGCCACAUGCGCAGCUGAACGCUAUUGGUUUACAGAGAUACGUCAUUCGCUUACGCAACAAGCCAGAAUGAAAACAAAAAAAACGCCAUGUUUGAAAUGCACACACAGCCGAGAGAUUACAGCGGAAUUAUAAAUACAUAUAAUAACGAGCCAUGGUCGAUCUGGGCUCAAACAAACCUUGUCGUCGUCUGGAUAAACAGCCACAAAGCCAAGAAGAAGAGCAGAUUUACCCUGUGCCCCGUAGUUUUUUACGAGCCAGUCUGAGGAGCGAUCCGUUUCGCUUUCUUGCUAGCGCUCGCGCGCGUCUAACAUUAUAUCAGAAAUAACAAACUUCUUGAGCUGAUGAUAAUAACCUGCGCUUGAUUAUUGACGUGCUUUUGAAACCCGAUCCUGUCAGACACUGACAAACGCGAGAGUGAAGCGUGAAGAAACAAAGGAGAAGCCGGAAAAAAAGGAGCACAUCAUUUAUCAGCAAACAUGAACAAAAUGCCAUGUUUAACUAAUUUAUUAUCUUCACAUUUUGGACUAUUAUGAACCGGGAAUGAUGGAAUUACUGUCUAACAGAGGCUACAUGUGCUGCUGAAGAUUACAGACACAGAUGAGAGGUUUUCACUGACUGUAGGCUAUAUUUUGUGUUGUUUUGAACCUAAAUACAGAUGAAAUGUCUGCUAUAUGUAGUUCUUCUGUAGUUGGUAACAUAUCGGAGACUGUACGGGGCUGUAUGCGUUUAUAUAUGUUCAUUUAUUUAGUUAUUUAAUAUAAUUACAAA
This is a messenger RNA of Danio aesculapii, 2489 nucleotides long. RefSeq names its product B-cell receptor CD22-like. The transcript is spliced from 8 exons. The coding region runs from base 1 to 1179 and encodes 392 amino acids. The record is from RefSeq and is a predicted model, not a curated record. Lineage: Eukaryota; Metazoa; Chordata; Actinopteri; Cypriniformes; Danionidae.